AUCGUGGUAAAGUCAUUGGUGGUUUGCCUGAUGUUGUUACUAUAAUGGAUGGGAAGACUCUGAAUCUGACCUGUACUGUGUUUGGAAACCCUGACCCAGAAGUGGUUUGGUUCAAGAAUGACAAGACUCUCGAACUUAAUGAGCACUAUUUGGUUUCACUGGAACAAGGAAAAUAUGCCAGUUUGACAAUCAAGGGAGUGACCUCAGAAGAUUCGGGCAAAUAUAGCAUUUAUGUCAAGAACAAAUAUGGUGGGGAAACUGUAGAUGUCACUGUAAGUGUAUACAGACAUGGUGAAAAAAUACCUGAAGUUAAACAAGGCCAGCUUGCAAAACCUAGACUAAUACCACCAUCUAGUUCUACCUAGAACCCAGGGGCAAGAUAAAAUCCAAUAAGUAAAGCCUGUAACUAUGUUUGAUGAACAAAGUAGUAUAUGUGAGCUGUAGCUGAGGUAUUCCCACAGAUAACUAAUUGGUACUCUCCAAAUGGAAACUGAGCUUUUAGAAGUUUGCUUUAGGGUGGUAGCUGUGCUACAGCGCUGUACACAUGUGCACUGAAAUCAUUAUCAAAACGUGUAAUAGUGUAGUACUUCUAAAUAGCAAAAAGCCAAAUGCCUGCCAGAAGUUCCUGUGGGCAAUGGCAGAUUGCGUAAGACUACAGUAAACCUCCAUUUCUACACCUCCAGCAAAACCCAUCGAGCACCCUCUUGAGAAAAUUGAGAACAAAUGUUUCAUCAAUGAAGGUAGUGAACUGUAGUUACAUGCUCAGAAAUGGUUCCCGCUCUGUUACACACACAGUCCCUUUGGGUUUGAAGCCUCUGAUUGCAUAACUUUAGUGGAUAGUCUCUAUUUAGUAAUUAUAUUGUUAUUUUAUAGUGUGAAUUUUUCUUUAGUAGAGCUCAGUAGUUUUACAGAUGUUUACUGUUUGCUCAUUGAAGCAUAGGUUACAUGGUUAUAUUUUGUUUUUCUUGCACUGUGCAAAUAAAACUUUGAAAGUCACCUUUGCUACUCACUGCUCCAAAUCACACCUAAGUAGUUUUGUUUACUCUCUUUCGUUGUUUAAUUAUUGCUUAUUGCACAAUUUCACAGCUGGUAGCAUGCAGACAAUCAACUUUCAAUAAAUGCAAAUUAUGGUUAAUCACAGUCAA
This is a messenger RNA of Meleagris gallopavo (turkey), 1145 nucleotides long. The record is from RefSeq and is a predicted model, not a curated record. NCBI's taxonomy places the organism in Eukaryota, Metazoa, Chordata, Aves, Galliformes, Phasianidae.